Penaeus indicus is the source of this 6049-nucleotide messenger RNA. Its product is annotated as phospholipase DDHD1-like. Gene Ontology annotation, cellular component: cytoplasm. Gene Ontology annotation, molecular function: metal ion binding; glycerophospholipase activity. The coding region runs from base 217 to 3276 and encodes 1019 amino acids. The record is from RefSeq and is a predicted model, not a curated record. Lineage: Eukaryota; Metazoa; Arthropoda; Malacostraca; Decapoda; Penaeidae. The transcript is spliced from 11 exons.
UCAGCACCUCGUCAGCUGACACUGAUCAAUGGCCACAAAACACAAACACAAUAGCGCGUGAGGGGGAAUAAUAUGAAACACAGCCGCAGUGACGCAAAAACGCCCAUUCUGUGACGUUGCGAGUCCCAACUAACUCCUCUUCAGGCAAGAACACCAGAAGUGUUGCAUUGAUCAAUGGUUCCUCUUGAGUGCGUGUUGCGGCUGUGAUGGUCCAGCAUGGACUUCUCGGGAGGGGGCGGACAGCACCUCGGUGGACAGCACCUCGGACAACACCUGGGCCAACACCUCGAUUAUGGGCAUGGCCUCAGCCAACAGCUCGGGCAGCUCAGCCUCGAUCAUUCCUCGCGGCCUCCGUUGUGCCCUUCUGCGGGAGCAAGGACGUCCUUCGGGGCCGAGGUCCUCCCCCGUGACACAGGGUGCGCCUCCGACGUCUCCUUUGGCAGGAGCUUUUCACCCGCGGCCUUCCAGUCUGCAACGUCUCAGUUGCAUGAGACUCACAGCCAGUUGCAGCAGCCCUAUUUGCAGCAAAGAGAGCAGGUGAGUUACAGCUCUUCUCCUCUGAGCUCGACCAACCCCAGUCUCCUAGGUGGGAGUCCAGUGGCAGCCCAGCACCAGUUGUCCCCUAGUAAUCUGGGCACAUUGGGGCUGCAGUCUCCCCGUCUUACUCCCAUCCAGUCCCAGACGUCCUCCCCCAUCAGGUCCUCACUGGGCACUGCACAGCUCAGUUCUUCCUCUAUGACAGCAGGCCUUCAGAAGGAUACCUUGGCACCAGACACACAUGGGUUUGGCCACAUGGGGGGCUCUCACUCACCGGUUCACUCACAGUUGGGGCGAGCGCAACUGGCAUCCAGUCUGCCCACAUCCUUACAGCCACGACCCUUCCAGCCACAGCAUACACCCCAGAACCGCUUGAGUGGAGCCCAGUUAGGGUCAAGCUGGGGAAGUGUUGACAGCCAGAGUGCAAGUUUUCAGGUUCCCCUCCAGCCUGGCUCAAAUGAUAAUAGUCAAGGCAGUGCACUCGGGUAUUCCAGUUUAGGUACAUAUAACACCCAGGUUGUGAAUGGCCAGAUGGCAACGGGAAUGCACCUACAACAGGACAUGCAGUAUCAGAACCAGCUGCAGUUUGACAGUAUGGGUUUCAUGUCAAUGCAAUCACAGCAAAUGCAGUAUGGUAAUUUCUCACAGAUGCAACAGACUUUUCCUCAAGAAACAAAUGGCUUCCAAUAUAAUGUUGACUAUAUUGACAGUACGGAUCCAAAUGCCUAUCAGGAUUAUUACUAUGACUAUCAGUAUAAUAGUUAUAAUGGGUCAAUGGACAGUCUGGAUCCAAAUUACUUAGGGACACCAGUGGGUCGAGCUCCAACCCCAUAUGGUGAUGAAACUGUAGAUGACCUUGGACCCGAGGAAGUGCGAUGGUUCUACAAGAUUGAAGCAGAUAAGAAGUGGACACCUUUUAUUGGUUAUGAUUCUCUUCGCAUUGAGUGGAAGUACAGGGACCUUAUGCAAGACACAAAUCCUGGGGGGUCAAAUGGCUCUCCUUAUGGAAAUACUGAGAAUGAGCAGCAAUCACCAAGGGAAACGCAGGAGAAAUCACAAGUUAUUGAGAGGAUAGUUGUUCGAGGAGGCUUGUAUGAGGUGGACGUGAAACAUAGGAGAUGUGAAAGUAUUUAUUGGAAAGGUGAAGUAUUCAUGAUCUGUCGUGGCACGUGGUUUUAUGAGGGUGCAUGGGGCCCUGUUGAAGAAAUGCUUGCAGACCGAUUAGAAAUGGAACAUUUAACACACUUCAGAGGGCAUCUAUUGACAUCUCAACGUGUAGAUGAUACAACGAAAGAAAUUGUACAUUCCUUAUCACUGCCUGAGGGUCAAGUAGACUGGUUUAGUGCCUCAGAGGUGUACCUCUCAUCUGAUGCGACGCCAUCCAGGUUAAUGAGAUCUGUUGGCAAGAAACUAGGCUUCCAAAAGACUGGCUACAAGCUGCACAGAGGCUACAGUAUAGAUGCCACAGCCAGCGAUAAACCUCCUGAUAUCAGCCAUAUUGUUUUUGUUAUCCAUGGUAUUGGGCAGAAGAUGGAGAUGGGCAGGAUUAUCAAGAACUGCACAGCUUUGCGAGAGAACAUCCAGCACCUGAAGCAAAAGUACUUCCCCUCUAUUGCCAAAAGCAACCAGACAGUUGAAUUCUUCCCUGUUGAGUGGCGUUCCUCCCUCGUCCUAGAUGCUGGGGUGAUUGAGUCCAUCACACCCCACAAGAUUCUCAACAUUCGGCAAAUGCUCAAUGCAUCGUUUAUGGAUAUCAUGUACUACAACAGUCCCCUCUAUAGGGAGGAAGUAAUCACUGGUUUGACAGGUGAGAUGAACCGCCUGUACACUAUGUUCACACAGCGCAACCCUUACUUUGAGGCCAAUGGAGGGAAGGUAUCCAUUGUGGCCCAUUCUCUAGGAUGUGUCAUCACCUAUGACAUUGUUAUUGGAUGGAACCCCGCUCAGCAGUUUGAUCAACAGCUUGUACAGUCUCUGAUGCACCUCAUAGAGAAGAAAGAAGGCCUGGCACCAGAAGAUCAAAACAAACUGAAGCAAGACCUGCAGGACUUGCUCACUAAGCAUGAGAGUAAGCCCUUACAGCCCUCCCUCAACUUCAAGAUUGAGAACUUCUUCUGCCUAGGGUCGCCCCUGGCUGUGUUCCUUGCCUUGCGCACAAAGCAGACAGAUGGUGAACCACCUGAUAUCAUCCCCCAGAAGCUGUGUAAACGGCUCCUCAACAUCUUCCAUCCUGCGGACCCUGUGGCCUAUAGAAUCGAGCCUCUCUUGUGCCAGCAAUACUCAAGCAUUGCACCAGUGGUAAUCCACUCAUACAAUGCUGCUGAGAAGAUUCCCUACGGUGACCUCCCCCUUGAACCAAUCAUCGUUUCUAAGGACAAGGACAAAGACCGAGAUGCUUGCGAUCGAAAUGACUCGGGGAAUAACACACCUGUCUCCUCUGUACCGAGCACACCUAGUAAAGGUGCAGCCAGUACAUGGAGCUGGUGGGGUCUUGUAAAAGGCUCGAAGAAGCCUGACUCAGCUAGCCAGGACACCAGCUUAGCCUUACAGGAUGUGAGAGGGCUGGCGGAUCGCAUUGACUUUGUGCUGCGGGAGGGGAGCAUGGAAAGCAGCUACAUCUCGGCCAUCACAUCACAUACCUCGUACUGGAGCAACUACGAUGUGUCUCACUUCUUGCUGAACAUCCUGUACCCUGACAUCCAGCCAACCUCCAGUAAGCCCGAGGUCAUCAAGCCUUAAAUGAAUCUCCUUACACUGAUCCCUCUGUCAGUCAGUUGCUCUAAUGCCUAGUGCAGUUUUGACUGUGAGAUGGAAGUUAGCCAGUUUUUGCACGACAGCGGGCAUGAGUUACAAAAGAUCGUAAUCAGUGGUGAUUUGCAUCUAGCCUAGGUAUGACGAGUUUUUAAUUUUUUUAAGUGUAUAUUUGUUGGUGUUAUUUUUUGUAAUGGGCAUUAGUCAGCGAUCUGUGCAGAUGAAUAACCAUGUGUAAGAAAUUGCCUUCCUGUGAAAUAAGCUAUGGUAAGUGAGGAUGGAGAUCUGCGCAGAUCGAAAACAGUGGUAAGACUGCGAUGUUUCCGCCAAAGGGAUGCCUCGCAGAGCCAGUGGGAGCAUGAGCUGAAGGUGCAUGGGGUGGGUGGCACUGGUGCCUACAGCAUGUGCAGCUGAAAGUCCUUAGCAUAUUGUACUGGAUAUCAGGGUCUUUUUUGCAAAGUUGUAUUUGGCAUCUUAGGCUGAUACUACAGAUGAUGAGUACAUUUUAAAUAGCUUUUACAAGCAGACAGAGUGAGAUGAGAUUAAUUUUUUUUUAUAUAUAUGUUAAAACUGUGAUACAGUCAACCCUCACCAUAGGCACAGAAAGGCAAGAUUGGUGAAAUAGGAUUUAGGUGAAGCUAGCACUUUUGCGACUGUGAUUUUGAUUUUAUUGCUAUUAAUCACUUCAUCAGGACAUCGAUAGAAGCACAACAGAGAUAGCUUAUUUGAUGAUAAGCAACUUCUAUGAAUAAUUCAGCUUUGAUCUGGUAUACAUGUAAAAAUAUUCAAUGUUGAGAGUUUAAUGUGUGUGUGUUAAGCCUUAAAAAGAUUUGACAUCAAGUAUGUUAUGUAGAAUUUUGGGACUUGAGAUAAUAUUAAAAUAUGAAGGAUACAGAUACAUGUAUGAAAAUACUUAACUGGUUCUUUCUGCUAUAUUUUGAUUUUUUAAAAAGUAGUUGAAGAAGAUGCAAACUUCUGUUAUAUGCAGACACUUUUUCUCUCAAUAUUUUCCAAAUCAUAUAGAAAAUCAUAAAUGUAUAUUGGAGGCCUGUUCUAUAAAUUGUAUUUAAAUUACAAAAAAACAAAGAACAGGACAUAUGUAACCCCCUAAAAAAGUCUAUUAUCAAAAAAAAGUGUUUUUGCUGAAAAAAGAGGCAAGACUGUCAAUCUAUUAUAAGGAGAAUAAAGCAAAGCUAUGGUGAUUACUGAUUUUGUAGUAUAGUAAGACACUAUAUUCUGAUGCUAUUGUGAGGGUUAUUGUAUUGUAUAUGGACUAGCCAGUGACAUGCCUGCAUUUCUAAGAGUUGUGUAUAUGUUGAAGUGUUAUUAUAUACUGUUUAAUGAUCUCAUGGUUUACUGUCUUACUUUAUGAUAGUAUCACAGAUAACAAAAACCUGUCUUCUUUUCUAUCUUUUUUUUUUUUAUCUUUUGAAGUUCCUUUGCUGAAUGUAUGAGGCAAAGCAUCAAAGUUUUUUGGUAAAGUAAGAGAGGAUACAUUUUAGCUUUUAGGACAUAACUGACAAAGCUGAAUGAACUCUUUCAUUCUUUCUCUUGCAGCUAAAUUUCAUCAAAUGGUAUGCUAAUGUAUGAUGAGGGAGAGACCGGCUCAGUGUAAUAGGGAAGUCUGUUUCGCUUUGAGUACUUAAGGGAGAAAGUCCCAUCAAGUGUUACAGUGACAGGGAGUCAUGAUCAUGACUAUGGGAUCAGUGAUACACUCUCUGCCAUUGCAAACUGAGAGAAGUGUUAACAUUAUGUGUUAAUGAUGGUAAACCCUUAAACUGAUAGUCUCUGGUCUGUCUGUUUGGUAGUGAAUUCCUUACAGUUCUGAUUUAAGUUGAAGAUAUAUGUGUGUGUGUGUGUGUGUGUGUGUGUGUGUGUGUGUGUGUGUGUGUGUGUGUGUGUGUGUGUGUGUGUGUGUGUGUGUAUGUAUGUGUUUGUUUGUUUGUUUGUGUUUUGUGUGUAAGUUUGUGUGUGUGUGUGUGACAUGGAUAUGAGUGCUUGAGUGUAUACACAUGUAUGUCCAUGAGUUUCAUGUGUUUGUACACAUGGCUAAAAAAGUUGAUGUGCAAAACUUACUGACUUUUCAGGAAAAAAAGUUUUUGGUAGAAUAGAAUAAGGAAUAGACAAUAAUACUGUGUUACUGAAUUAGAUUUAUCAAAGAAAUACAAAAUAUCAGUAAUUUUAAAAUGGUUUCUUUUGAUUUAUUACUAUAUAACAAAAUAGUUAAGGGAAUGAAAACUUACUCUUUCAACAGAUGCAUAUGAUUGCUCCAUGACACUUAAUAGUUCAUUCCUGACAAAAAAUCCUAUAUUAUUCAGAUAAUUUGAUACUUAAUAUCUUUAUACACAAGUUAGACAGAAUAAGUAUUGUAGUUUUAAUUUUAUUGAUAGUGCACAAUAAAAUAGAAUGCUUAUUAGAUCUCAAACCAAUAUGAAAUAUGCAAUACUUGACCUCUGUUAAGUAAUUAACUAUCUUCCAUAGCAAUAAUGUUUCAUAAUAUUCCAUACAUACUCAUCAAAAAUCAGUAGAGUGGUCAGUUAGUCAAUUCAGAUUGAUAGUUUUAUCAAAUAUUUAUGAUGAGUAGCUUAAGCAUUAAUUUUCAUAAGCUACUUCCCUUCAUAAAGUGUUUAGAAAAAUAUGCAGUGAAGUAAGGUUGCAAGGUACUACUUUUCUGAGUGAAAGUUAUUGUAUUUUACACAUUCACUUUUUUUAUAACUGUACAUACAUAUGUGUGUGCAUGUGUUUUUGUGUUGUAUUUGUG